Penicillium griseofulvum is the source of this 1452-nucleotide messenger RNA. RefSeq lists its product as uncharacterized. NCBI's taxonomy places the organism in Eukaryota, Fungi, Ascomycota, Eurotiomycetes, Eurotiales, Aspergillaceae. The transcript has a single exon. The coding region runs from base 1 to 1452 and encodes 483 amino acids. The record is from RefSeq and is a predicted model, not a curated record.
AUGUGCAUCCGAGCUGGGCGUGUAUGCCAAGGGUAUGCGGCGCCACCCGACAGGAGAACCCGUGAGGUCCGAGAUGCCCGCACCGCGAAGACAAAUGGAGGUGCUCUAAACAUUGUGCAUGUAUGCCAGCAACAAGCUCAAGCCGCUGGUUUGGUCCAUGUGGUGGAUAGCAGUCAAGUUGGCUUAUCACGGAUGGAACGGGAUUAUUUGUAUUCAUUCCGUUCAUAUACUGCUAGCCAGUGUGCUGGAUAUAACUUCGACCCAUUCUGGCAGGUACUUGUUCAUCAAGUCAGUGAAUCUUGCCCUGAGGUGCGCCAUGCAGCGAUUGGUAUCGGUGCCUUGCAUCGUAGAUUUGCGAACCCCGCUUCAGACCGGAACGACAUUUUCCCAAUUCGGCAAUCCACAAAGGCGAUUGCUUGUCUCCGCACGGCUAUGAUGAAGGACGACCAAUCAGAUCCCUCGACCACAGAAAAAGUCCUAGUGGCUUGCGUUGUUUUAGUUACCUUCGCUAUAUUUCAAGGCGAUGUUGAUGCCGUUCGCUGUCAUCUGCGAGCUGGGACUAAACUCCUCUGGGAGUGGAGGCAGAAGAAUUCUAAGAGCCCGGUUGCUUCGGUUUUAUUACAUACAUUUAUUCAGCUCCAUAUCCAUUGGGCGAGUGCUACAAGGCUCGAGGAUUAUAAGGGAGCAGACUUUCCCUAUCUUCUAGAACUUAUCCAUGAUAACCUCGUCGAUAUUUCUACAUAUGCGGAUGAACUCUCAAAAGCGACUCUCCUAGUGUCUGUUCAAGCUUGGUCAUUAAUCUUGAGUGACCCCGUGUCGCUUGACCCGAUGAUCAGCAAUAUGUCACAAGGAUUUACAUGGGACACCCCUGCAAACAAGGUCCAUCGAUUUAAUACACAAGUACAGCAGUGUACUGUUCUCCACCAAAAGACUGCCUGCCCCACAAAGCUCCGUGCCUUUAUGGUCCUUCAAACGCAGAUCCAGAUGAUGGAAAUUGUCCUCGCCUCAACAAAAUUCUCAAGCUCUGAAACAGAUUGGGAUACUGUCCUCCAUAAUUUUCAGGCUAUUGUUGAUAAUGCAGAAGUGUUGUUGAGUAGCUUCGAUCAGUUACCCGACCCACUGUUUUCGGUGAAGGAAGGAUUCUUAGGAGCCCUCAUGUUUUGUGGGAUCAAAUGUCGGGACUGGACGGUUCGCCAGAAGGUGUUGGCCAUCUGCCGAAAAUACAAUCGACGAGAGGGGAUGUUUUCUACCGCUGAGGCUGCUGUCCUGCUACAACGUGUUUACGAUAUUGAGUCUACAGGUGUUCCACCAGGGGAGAAAAUACCAGAGUCCGCUCGUCUGACCGCAGCUUUCAUCGCGGAACAUCCCAAUCAUUCGAAGUUCCAGCCCAAAAGUCACAUCAAAUAUCGCGAUAAAGAUGGGAAUUGGUACAGUGAGUGGCUGUCACCAUGA